GACUUCCGCCUUUUUUCUGACGUUAUAUCCGGGCGAACGUUGGCUCUUAUUUCUGGGACUUAAUUUAAAAUCACUUUAUGACUUAAUGGCAUUGUUUGCCUUAUUUGGUUGACAACUUUCUAAAUCCAACAGGCUCGCAAUGCUGCUUUAAUCCACCUUUGUGAGUUAUUCGAUCGAGCUAGUCCAUUGUUAGCCUAGCUUUAGCCAUGCUCUCAUGCCGUGUUGUUGUUUGCCUGCUGGACUGUUUCACUAAUCACGGCUACUAGCUAGUUUCGUCUGUGUGGCCUACAAGGGUUGCUUGCUUUUAACAAGUCCUAUCGAGGAUGUUUGAUGUUGCUCACGCUAGCUAGCAGCUGACCUGUCCGGGGACUCUUCGUUUCGCUUUCAGCUUUGAUGUUAGCUUGCUAGCUAGCAGGUGACGUCUGUUUUCCUGGAGGCGAGCUAACAUUACUCAGCCAGCUCUAGAGAGGCAUCGGGGCUAAUUAGUAGCGUUAGAGCUGCUGUCGGUCACGAUGGCCUCAUCUUCCGGCAACGACGACGACUUGACCAUCCCACGCGCCGCCAUCAACAAGAUGAUCAAGGAGACGCUGCCUAAUGUACGCGUGGCCAACGACGCGCGCGAGCUGGUGGUAAAUUGCUGCACUGAGUUCAUCCACCUAAUCUCCUCCGAGGCCAACGACAUCUGCAACAAGUCCGACAAGAAGACCAUCUCGCCAGAGCACGUCAUUAACGCUCUGGAAAGCCUGGGCUUUGCCUCCUACAUCACCGAGGUGAAGGACGUCCUGCAGGAGUGUAAGACUGUUGCCCUAAAGAGGAGGAAGGCCAGCUCCCGCCUGGAGAAUCUGGGAAUACCUGAAGAGGAGCUGCUCAGGCAGCAGCAGGAGCUCUUUGCCAAGGCCCGGCAGCAGCAGGCAGAACUGGCCCAGCAGGAGUGGCUUCAGAUGCAGCAGGCGGCCCAGCAGGCCCAGAUGGCGGCGGCAUCUGCCAGCACUGCCCAGCAGGCCGGUUCCUCUCAGGAUGAAGAUGAUGAUGAUGACAUGUGAUCCUGGAGAUGCCAUCGUCCGCUUUCGCACUGGAACGGCGGCGUCGGAACCAUCACCGGUGGAUACCGUGUCAUGCUGACAUGGACGGACGGUGCUAGGAAACAUGGGGGCACAGAGGGGUCGGGAGGGGGGGGGGGGGGGGGGGGUCCAUGGUGGCAGCACGCUCAAGACACAGAACUUAAUUUGGAUCAAGAGACUUUCGGGAAUAAUUCGCUUGUGUCUGCUACACUUUCUUAAGUUCUGUUUGGACCCAAUGAGACAGAUUCUUGUCUUCUUACUUUCUUUGUACUGGUUCUUUUUGUUGUGUAGACGUUUUGUUCGUGGCAGUAUUACUGAUCCACUUCACCUUCUGGAACUGGACUUUGUGUCUCGUAGAACCAAAGAUGGAAGACAAACUGGCAGCUGGCGAUACCGGCUCCAAGUCAACUGGGUCAGUGUGUGAAAGAAGGUGAUGCGUGUAAGAUUAAAAAAAAAAAAAAUGAUGCGUCAAACAUGGUGAUGGUGGUACUGAUCCACUUCACUUGUUCAUUCCACAACGUUCUUUAAGCAAUAAACAACUUCUCGUUUUUUA
Molecule: messenger RNA, 1614 nt
Organism: Doryrhamphus excisus (bluestripe pipefish)
Lineage: Eukaryota; Metazoa; Chordata; Actinopteri; Syngnathiformes; Syngnathidae
Gene: dr1
Product: down-regulator of transcription 1
Biological process (GO): RNA polymerase II preinitiation complex assembly; negative regulation of transcription by RNA polymerase II
Cellular component (GO): negative cofactor 2 complex
Molecular function (GO): TBP-class protein binding; protein heterodimerization activity; RNA polymerase II general transcription initiation factor activity
Source: RefSeq, a predicted model, not a curated record